Molecule: messenger RNA, 2605 nt
Organism: Scophthalmus maximus (turbot)
Lineage: Eukaryota; Metazoa; Chordata; Actinopteri; Pleuronectiformes; Scophthalmidae
Gene: c13h1orf53
Product: chromosome 13 C1orf53 homolog
Exons: 3
Coding region: 203-616 (137 amino acids)
Source: RefSeq, a predicted model, not a curated record
CACGUGACCCAGAGGAGAGGGCUCAAGGUAAACACACAACUUGAUACAGUGCUCGGUCCGUUUCCAUUGCGUUUGAAUGGAUAUUUGGUUUGUAUCUGCCCGGAAACUGUGACCCUGCAAGACGAGAGGGCAAUGUUAAAGUGACUCAUCACGUCAGAGACAACUUUCAUCCCGCCGCCUUUUUAAACUAAGAGACGGGAGCAUGUUCCAGCGGCAUUACCCGACGAGAGCCUUGUUUCUUCUCCGCGUCCGGUUUCACACACCACGUGUGGCAAUGUCGUCGACACCGAAGCUCUCGGGAGAAGAAGAAGAAGAAGGAAGCCCGAAGCGACUGAGCAGCAGCUCGUCGCAGUUCGACGCGGACCUCAGUGACCCGGCGACGAGCAGGAAGUUCACCCGGGAAGAGGAGGCGGUGCACACCGCCCACAGAGAGGCGUGCGAGGCAAAGAAGCAGAUGUAUGUCGACCCUUCCAGUGGGUACAAGGUGUUCACGGAGUAUGCCCACCUUCAGAGAGGAAAAUGCUGUGGCAGCGCCUGCAGACAUUGUCCCUAUGGCCAAGUCAACGUGAAGGACCCUGCGACGAAGAAACGGUUUAACUCUUUAUUUUAUGUAUAGGGCCGAACAGACUCGGAGUGUGAGACCCUGUUUAGAAUGGAGCGCAUGUUGCUCGUCUUCUGCCUGCCGUUAUUUUGACUACUCGAGUCAUUUUUUAUCAGUGUACUAAAUGAUGAAAUAUGGGUAGUGACUGUGCAAUACUUACCUCUUAUGAAUCACAACUAUUCUCAAGAUUAUUUCCAUUCUCAUAAGACGAGGAUGGAGGAGGAUGGAUUUGUUCUAUGGACGCUCAUGUAAAAUAGCCUUUUAUCUCAAUCUUUGUUUUGUUAUUCUUUUCGUCUGUGCUUUGUUUCUCGGAUGUCCAGUGUUACGCCACAAGCUUAAUUUUACGUUUCUCUCAACAGUAUUGAAUAUUAAGCGGUGCUCUGCUCGUCUGAUGCAUUUACAAGGGUGGUGGGAGUAUGGAGAUGAAAACUGAAAGAGCAUUUAAGAUCUUUGCCCUCAAGAUAAAGGGCAUUUAAGCGAAAGUAAGUGUAGAUAGUCAGACGGAGUCUUGUGCUCUUUUGCUUUGCAUCUCUUGUUAUUUUUUCUCCCAAAUGUACAACCACAUGAAUAUUUGCAUCAUUUACACUCCACAAGUGCUCGACUGAACUGUCUACCUCUGACUGAAAUACUGUGUUGUUAAAAAUAGGCAGGGGCCAAGGGUCGGCCCUCACACUUGGCUGUGCUGCUUUUACACCACUUGAUGGAAUCAGGCUGUUAACAAACAUGCCAUGGACAUCAACAGCAGCCCUCCCCACCGGACUCGCAGCUCAGCCUCCUGGCAACACUUGGCUACAGCGCAGCUCCCCGCAGCUGCUCCCCUGAGCUGAAGCCUAAUGAACUCCUGGGCCGUCCUAUCCCAGCUCUGCAAUGGAUCGGCUCAUGUUGAGGAGCAUGCUUACACGCACACAUGCAUAGGCAGACCAACUCCAUCAGAAUACCCCGUGGCUCCUAAUAGGCCAAUAUAGAAUAAAGGUUGCACUAAGCGCAGCACUUCGUAGCCCACAGUAAUAGUACAAGGUGGGGUCAAGCGCUCAUACAGCGCUACCUGUGCGUGCAGGAGAUGUUGAGGGAAGAUGUGCCACUCAAUUCGAGUGCAUGUGGGCAGGCAGCGUGAUGCCUCCAGGCGCUGGCUACAAACCUGCCACACACACUCGCCCGUCUCCGCGUGAUUGGGCAAACAGCGUCGGGAUGAGAGGAUGUGUCUGCCGCAGAAUUCUGUCGCAGCCGCCUACUGGCGCGGCCACAAUUUUUUCCGCGGCAGGUGGGUCCCAAAGGCAAGUGCUUAGUGAUCGGAGCAAAGCCCUGUGAGCGGCUACAAGGAGAUUCAUGAUCCCAACAGUGCUGGGGAGGACAGGUUCUCGGGGACGCGUCGUCAGGCGGGAUGAGAGGCGAAUUUAUUUGGUGUUAUUCUAAACCGAGGCAGCGGAGCGUGCGGCAGCAACAUUUCUACAGCGGGACGGCAAAGGUGUCACACUCAUCAAGUACCUGGGCCCGCUUGCCUGCCGCGGCUCUGCGGGUUUUGCCUAGGGACUUGUCUUGUCACAUUAAAGUAGAUGCAUUGCCAUUCAGGGCCUCGCCAGUCCCGCAGCCUGACCAUGAAAUAGGCCAACUUUCAUGUCUGCCUCAUCCCUCCACGUCGUCUCCCCAAUCCAGUGAUGGCACAAUUUGAAAUGUUUUUUUGUUUUUUUUUCCCUUCCUCCCAUCAUCUUGUAGCCCAAGCAGUUGGUGACUUAGACACAAACAGCACAGCAAUACUUUAAACAGAUUUAUGGAGAGAUUUACCACCAGACUGCGAGGUCAAUCACGAUAUGAUGAAGUAUGUUUUUUUCUUAAGCCUUUUCUUGAUUUGUGUCUCUUUAAAUGUGUGAUUGGUGCAUGGCGAGAAAGCAUUUAAGUAAAAAAAAAAAAAUGGUUCGUACACAAAUGUUUUCAUUACCAAAUAAUGAAUUAUAGCUCAUUUAAUUUAUUUGACAAAUCUUCAAAUAAAUUUUUUUAAAAAUUGAA